AUGCGGUCAGACGAUGAAUCUGUGAAGACAAAGGCUGUCCGUCUGUGCAGAAAAUCUCUGUCAGUGACGAAAGAUCCUCCAAUUGAUGAAUUUUGCAAGAGAGGAGUUAUCAGUAUUCUCAUUCCAAUGUUGAGCUCUACACAAACGAUUGGGAAUCUGGUAGCUGGGAGUGAUGCUCAAACACAAGCUGUUCUUGAUGCUGGUUUGUUAGAUUACAUUCCAGCCUUGUUGAAUAACGAGAAGUCGACCGUUGUCAAGGAGGCAUGCUGGCUUGUGAGCAAUGUAACAGCGGGUAACGUGCACCAGGUAGACCUGGUAAUCAAACAUGGCGUGUUACCAUGCAUCUUAGAGAUAUUUCACAAGGGUGAAUACAAAGCACAGAAAGAAGCCUGUUGGGUGAUCAGUAAUAUAAUAACCGGUGGGACAACGGAGCAAUGCGCCUACCUACUUAAUCUCCCUAUCUUCAAGGCUUUGAAGAAUCUCCUUUCAGUCUCAGAUGUUAAAGUCAUCCUCAUGACUCUGGAAAUCAUCACGAAGCUCCUUGAGGUGUCUGAUCAAUAUGGCCAGUUGGAGCCUGUGUGUAUCGAGCUGGAGACGUAUCACAGUAACCAGCAGGUGUACCAAGCUGCGUAUAACUUGAUUGAGAAGUACUUCAAUGAUGGGGAUGACGACGAAAAGCAGGACGAGAAUGUUCUCCAUGAUGGUACAUGUAGCACCGCAGUGUCAGCCAACUCAGAGGAAGAAUUCCGGUUUAUUCCACCUGAUUCCACUUUGGGAAAAGAUGGCGACUUUCAGUUUUGA
Messenger RNA from Trichobilharzia regenti, 801 nucleotides. The record is from the annotation of a GenBank genome assembly. Lineage: Eukaryota; Metazoa; Platyhelminthes; Trematoda; Strigeidida; Schistosomatidae.